Aspergillus ochraceoroseus IBT 24754 is the source of this 1401-nucleotide messenger RNA. Its product is annotated as autophagy-related protein 27. The coding region runs from base 295 to 1254 and encodes 319 amino acids. Lineage: Eukaryota; Fungi; Ascomycota; Eurotiomycetes; Eurotiales; Aspergillaceae. The transcript has 3 exons. The record is from RefSeq and is a predicted model, not a curated record.
CCAUCCUCUCCCUUUUCAUAAACCCAGCUCUUAAUUCUUUCACACUCUUUCCAGCAUCCCCAGAUCAUCCGCCCUUCCACCGUGAUCUGCCCUAGUGUCUGUGUCUGUGUCCGUGUCCUGCUACUGUUCUAGGCUGGGCCCCGUCGAUCACCGCCUACCAGCAAUCUCCGUCAUCGUCUUAUAUCCAAGCAGCUCCUUUACUAGCUCCGAAUCCUUCUUUCCGCUCCUUCUCCUCCUCUCUCCAUUUCGCAUCGUCAUAUCCUUAUUUCCUCUACCCCCGAGACAUCCCACACGAUGCGAAUAUCCUCCGUUUCCCUCGUUUCCUCGGCCGCCGCCCUCCUUCCCACCCUCGCUGCCGCAGUCACCUUCGACUGUGCACAGAUCAAUAAAGACGGCUACAAGUACGACCUCAGUCCGCUGGGCGGAGCACACUCACUAUACCACGUCGACACGACCGACGAAUUCACCGUCAACACCACAUAUGUCCUAAACAUCUGCAAUAUCCUCGGGGGGAAGGCCAUUCGCGGGGGGCUGAAAUGUCCGACUUCAAAGAAUAUCUGCGGAUACCAGUACAGACACCCCAUCAACGGCAGCGAAGAAACCAGCCACGCAUUCCCCAUCGUCGGAUUAGAUCAUAUGGGCGGCGGCGCGAAGGACCCCGAGAUCACACGGUUGAAAACGCUGGAUUCUGAGCGCGAGGGACUCCAAGUGAAGCUUGGCGGAGGCGAGUACACCGACGAGCAACAGAAGAAAAAGAGUGCGGGCGCCGUCAUUGAGUUCCAGUGCGAUCCUGGCCGGUCGGGACUAGAGGGUCUCGAUGCCGCGGACAUAAGCCGGUUGCUCCGGAUCCGUGAUGAAGGGGAGAGUGACCAGCCCUCGCCAGAGGACGGGUCGAAUCCGGACAGUAGUCUACAGUUUAAGAGCUGGGGGCCUUCCGAUGAUGAUUCCUAUGUGUUGAGUUUGAGCUGGAAGACGCGCUAUGCUUGUGAUGAUUACGUGAAGAAUAGGGACCAAGAUUCCUCUAGUCACUGGGGGGUUUUUACCUGGUUGAUUAUCAUUUUCUUCCUCUGCGCAGCGGCAUACCUCAUCUUCGGCUCGUGGCUCAACUACAACCGCUAUGGAGCCCGUGGAUGGGACCUCCUUCCACAUGGCGACACGAUCCGCGACAUUCCGUAUCUUUUCCAAGACUGGCUGCGCCGGGUUGGGAACACUCUUCAAGGGGCAGGGUCGAGAGGGGGCUAUAGCGCUGUAUAAGCAAAUUCUUUUUCUUCCCUUUUUCUUGUUCUACCUACAUUUCCGGAAAGACUUGCUUGAAAGUCUUGUCUAUCUGCAUUCGAAUCGGAAUUUGCAUUUGUUGGCUGUUGGAUAUUUUCCUCUUGUCUUCCUCCCUCUUGUGUUUGC